CAGAAUCAACAACAAAGGAAAUGGCGACGAAACCGGCAUUAAUCAAAGUGGCGGCUCUAUGCGGCUCCCUCCGAAAAGCCUCCUUUAACAGAGGCCUCGUUCGUUCCGCAAUCCAGUUAACGGAGGAGUCGGAGUCGUUGAAGGGCAUUGAAAUAGAGGAAAUUGACAUUUCGUCGCUACCAAUGUUAAACACCGACCUGGAAGGGGCCGAUGGGAUGGCGUUUCCGCCGGUGGUUGAAGAUUUCCGGAGCAAAAUUUUGGUAGCUGAUAGCAUCCUUUUUGCUUCGCCGGAGUACAAUUUCUCCGUCACUGCAAUAUUAAAAAAUGCUAUUGACUGGGCAUCAAGACCACCUAAUGUAUGGGCCGGAAAAGCCGCCGCCAUCGUCAGUGCCGGAGGAGGCCUUGGAGGGGGCUUACAACACUUCCAUCUCCGCCAGAUUGGAGUUUUUCUGGACCUUCAUUUCGUCAAUAAACCCCUGUUUUUUGUCAAGGCUUUCCAGCCUCCUCCCAAGUUCGAUGCCGAUGGCAAUCUCAUAGACGCAGAGUCCAAGGAGCUAUUGAAAAAGGUUAUUGAAGCUUUGCAUGCUCAUACAUUGCGAAUUAAAGGCAAUUGAUGAAUUCAAAAGACUCAGUUACGAUUGUUUUUCGCACCUGGCCUUGUAAGCCGUUUAAUAAAAAGGUGCGCUUCCAAGUCUUAUAAACUGAGUUCAAACUCUUCCCUCUGCCGUAAAAAUUGUAUUUGUUCAAUUGCGUUGUUUUCCGUUUUCGUAGUGCCUCAGUUUCAUUGUUUUUCCUUCAAGUUUUAUUAUUGUGUAUGUGCAUGUGUGAAAGGUUGAUG
Messenger RNA from Rubroshorea leprosula, 838 nucleotides. NCBI's taxonomy places the organism in Eukaryota, Viridiplantae, Streptophyta, Magnoliopsida, Malvales, Dipterocarpaceae. The record is from the annotation of a GenBank genome assembly.